AUGACGGAUUCUGACAGCCAGAACGCCUCAAUCGCGGACUAUGACGAGGAGGUCGAGUACCUCAGCGACGAGGAGGUGGACAUCAUGUCCUACUCUCCCGAGGUCACCCACCGACCGGCGCCGGCCCCCGAGCGGGCUUCCGAACAAGACAACGCGUCAAGCUCCUCUGGGUCAUCGAGCUCCAGCUCAAGCGGAUCGGGGAAUUCCGGCGAAGAGGAAGAAGGAGCCUCAUCAGGCAGACAGGGCUCCCCGCUCGAAGGCGUUAGGGAAACGCCUAUCCGGGUAAAUACUCCCGAGCCGGCCGAGGAAAACACAGCUGGGCCGAGCGCACCAGCCACAACGGAGUUCGAAUUCUUGAACAGCGAGAAUGUCGAACAACAAAUGAGCCGAUUGACCAAAGGUGAAGCGGCUAGGAUUGCUGAAAGGCUCGGAGCUAUGGCAGAGUUUGGUGACGAAGAUGCCCCCCUUCCCCCGCCCGCCAAGAUCUCCCUUGGCGGCAAGAAGAAGGCGAAGGCGAAGCCCGCCGGGGAAAAGGAGAUUCCCUCGGCCCGACCACUAGGUACCUCGACCGUGACGACGGGCGAGGGCUUUAUCGUCGAGCCCUCCGACGUCCUGAUCACCCGGGUGGAAGUCGCCCAGGGCAAGGAGAAGGUCCCCGACCGAGGCGUGUCCGAGGUGGGCGGCAUAAAACGCCGCCGCGAACAACGCAGCCCGAGCCCUUCGGUCGGGCGAGAAAGGGACACUACGUCCAUACUGGCCCGGAUCGGGAAUGCGGGGCGAGCCACAGAAGAUCUGGGGAGGAUGACCCCCACACAAGUGGCUGAGCGGAUCGGCCACGACCUGGCCGAGAUCUCCCGAGCCGCUCAACUUCUCCAAGGCCGGGCAAUGCUGGCCGAGGAAGCCGACCGACAUAAGAAGAUGGCUGCUCGGCGUCUUCAGGAGGUGAAGGACCUCCAGGCCGAGCUGGAGAAGGCCCAGAAGGGCCUGAAAAAGAGCGAGGAAGACCGAGCCCUCGCAGAGAAGGUUGCCCAACGGGCGAUCGGGGAAGCGAGAGAGCUGAAGGCCCGGCUCGAUACUCCGAGCGAGUUGGUGCAGACUGUCUUCAAGGACAGCGAGUCGGGCUCGGCGUUUCUCACGGCGGCCCGGGGAACUAAGGUUGGAGAGGACCUGAUCGUCUCCUUCGGCCGGUGGGCGUUCAAGUCCGGGCAACGCAAAAUGCUGGAGCGAGCCCGUACCCGGUUGGAGCAAGCUCUCGAAGGAGAGGAUCUCCAGCUGGUCCUGUCGGCUUUACCCCCGGAUCUAGCCGACCCCGGCCCCUCCCCCUUCGCUCCCAAGGAAAAGGCGACCGAGCCUGGGGCACCAUCGGCGGCCACUUCGAGCGGGAAGGAGGCAGUUGCCGGAGCUCGGGAAUUGAAGAAGUAG
This is a messenger RNA of Ipomoea nil (Japanese morning glory), 1422 nucleotides long. RefSeq lists its product as uncharacterized. The coding region runs from base 1 to 1422 and encodes 473 amino acids. The transcript has 3 exons. Lineage: Eukaryota; Viridiplantae; Streptophyta; Magnoliopsida; Solanales; Convolvulaceae. The record is from RefSeq and is a predicted model, not a curated record.